UUUUAACGUCUUUGUUUCCUUGGCAACUGACAACAAACACAUCAACACUGACUUUGGUCGUUAUCGAAGUAAACCUGAUGUUAUUCUCCACACUGUGUCUAUCAUUCAUGCAUUAUUCGCUUUUGAAACGUAUUAACAACAAUUUUAGAAGGACAAGAACAUAAUUUUCUGUCAUGGCGAACCGCCUCAGCUCCACUCGGUCUGGGUCCAGAACUCAUCCGAGCCAAUACCGAAUAUUGGCCCCAGGAUGUCAGGUGGACGAAACCCUGUUUGGGGGCCGAAAAGGGCUGGACAUCACUGCAUCAGUGGAUUUGUCUCAAGCAAACAAGAGAGAGAUCGUUCAGGUCAUAUCCAAAGACUUCAUCCGUAAUCUCAGGAUCCCACAGAAAGGUCCUUUGAGAGAGUCCGUUCUCCUUCCAGCAGCUUCACUUGAGAGGAUCACCUCAAGGUCCAGAUUUAUCAACGAGGACAGAGAAGCCUUGAAACAGGCGUGUCAGAAAGACAAGGAGGAAAAGGAAAAAGCAGCAGAGGCCAGGAAGCGUCAAAUCCAGGAGGCGGAUCAGUUCCGUUUAAAGAACCAGGCGCUGACCGACCUGGAGCUGGAGGCCCGUGGUCGCGCACAGCGCCUGGUGGAACGGGCCGACGCUUUUAAGAUGGAGCAAGAGGAGGAAAUCAAAAUGCUCAACCAGCUGAUCCUGGGCGCUCAGUGUCAAGCCAUCCGGGAAGUUCAGAUCCAGGAGAAGCAGCAGAUCCAGGAGGAGCUGGCUGAGGAGGAGAAGCGCCUCAACACCAUGAUGGAGGUGGAGCGCCGCAAGGCUUUGGAGAGGACCGAGAAGAUUGACGAGCUGCGGAAACAGCAGAGUGUCCUAGGGAAGCAGCAGAUUUARGAUCAGAUCCAAGAACAUCUGGAGAACAAACUACUCUUAGAUGAGAUAAAAGAACAAGAGCAACAAAAUAUAAAGGAGGCCCUGGAGAGACAGAACCUGGAAGAUCUGAAGGCCCUGGAGGAAAAAAAGAUGAAGCAGCAGCUCCUGCAGGAACACAUCAUGCGCAUCAAUGCGCAGACGGUGCAGGCCAAAGAGAAGAAGCUGGAGGAGGAGAGGCUGGCUGACCUGAGAGAUGCAGCGUAUCAGCAAAAGAUACUGGAACGACAAGCGGAGUACGAGGCAGAGCAGGCGCGCAUCAAAAAGGAGAAGGAGCUGGAGAUCGAUCGACUGAGGGCUCAGCAGCAAAGAGCGAAAGACCACAGAGCGGAGCAGGACGAGAUCCGGGCUCGCAGGAACCAGGCCGUUGCUGAGAGAAAAUGGAGGAUGAAGGKGAAGGAGCAGGCUGCGAAGAAGGUGCGUGACGACGCGGCGCUGAGGGCGGCGCGCCUGGAGCAAAUCCAAAACAAAGAGCACUGCCUGGCCAUGGAGGUGCACCGAGAGAGGGCCACGUUCGAGAGGGUGCAGAGGGUUCAACGAGAAGCAAUGGCCAAAGAGAAGGAGCAGCAGGAGAGGCAGCAUCAAAGAGCGUUACACAACUCAGAGACCAUCCGCCGGCAGAUAAAGGAGCGGGAGCUCUCAGCCGCCGCCGAGCGCAGACAAUUCUUGGUGGAGGUCGACCGGCAGGCUGAAGAGGACCGGCAGAGACGCCUGCACCUUAAGGAGGUCCAAGAGAAGAAGCUGAUGGAGCUGAGAGCAAUGGGGAUCUCUGAAAAAUACUGCGCUGAAGUGGAACGGAAAGCCCAGAAGUUACUGCCGACUCACAAACCGACUCGGUCAGGGAAGUCUUCGCUCCUUUGAGACAUUCAUCAAGUGUCAUUUAAAAGGAAAAAAAUAAAAUAAAAUGUUUCAAGCAACACUUGUCUUACACUUUUACAAGCUUUUGAUCACUGAUAAACACAUUUUUAUUAGUGUUUUAUGUCUUAUAUGCACACUGUAACUGCAAAAACAAACUGAUAAGACUGACACAUUGUUACAUUAUUUCCACACAGACACAGGAAAAUGGAGACUAUUUUUUUAUUAUUAUUCUUUUUAACUUAGGAUAGUAUUUUCCUUUCAGUUUAGUCGUAUUCUUCUGUGACAGAUCAGCUUUCUCAUUAAUAUGCUUAACAGAAAGGAGUUGAACCUAUGGGGUUAGAAUGACACUUUACACACACAGCUUAGAGCAUGUAAGGAAGUUAGGAACAUCAAGGUAAACAACAGGCUCUUAUUCCAGACCAAACAGAGCUGGAUGCUCAUAACCAUCGAAACAGGAGUGUUUUUGGCCUGUCUUCUUCUGCCUCCUUCUUUAUUCUUGCUGCAAAGCAUUAACAAGAGGAGCAAACAGGACAGGGGAGGGUAGGAGGUGGAGGGGUCUCCAUCUAGACUUUUUUUUCCCCCUCCAGUUCCCUUUGUUCACAUCUGUACACACGCCAAAAAACAAAAAAAGGUAACGGUGACCAAAAGAAACAGCACAUCACCUGGCAUACACGGACCUCAUCGGGAGUAAAUACACACGUACAAAAAAAAAAAAAAAAAAAAAAAAAAAAAAAAA
Molecule: messenger RNA, 2517 nt
Organism: Austrofundulus limnaeus
Lineage: Eukaryota; Metazoa; Chordata; Actinopteri; Cyprinodontiformes; Rivulidae
Gene: cfap45
Product: cilia and flagella associated protein 45
Exons: 12
Coding region: 174-1784 (536 amino acids)
Source: RefSeq, a predicted model, not a curated record